Messenger RNA from Aspergillus melleus, 2508 nucleotides. Its product is annotated as putative C2H2 finger domain protein. Lineage: Eukaryota; Fungi; Ascomycota; Eurotiomycetes; Eurotiales; Aspergillaceae. Bases 1 to 2508 code for a protein of 835 amino acids. The transcript has 5 exons. The record is from RefSeq and is a predicted model, not a curated record.
AUGAGUGACCCGGCUUCCAAUCAUUAUUGGGAAAGCUCUGGCGACGUCCUGCAGGGGAUCAUGGGCACUCGCGUUAUCUCGACGUCCUCCCACUCAGACCCUUCAUCGGACGGGCUGGCAGCGCCGUCCGACCUUGCUCUGGGUGACCCGACUUCUUUCCUUGGAAUGCAGUUCAGCUCGGAUCCGGACAUCUUUCCUCACGACCAUGCGUCUAUCCUGAAUCCGUGGCCUUCCCAUCACAAUCUGCCAUCGUCGCCUUCGUCUCAUCGGUUCGAUUAUCUCCAGUAUCGCCAUGCACGACUGGUGAAUAAUCAGGAUGCCUGGAGCCCACUCCAGGUGACGGCAAUGUCCGUCAACCCGAUCCAAUUUGACCUUCGGCAUUUUGGGGAGACGACGCAGAUGGGCGGGUUUGAUCGCAGGCACUCCACCGGCCAGCAAAGCACGCCUUCUGAAAAUGACAGUCAAUACACGGGCAUCCGCCCAUCUGACUCCGGGUACGGUACGCACAGUUGUGCCUCGCGCUCGGUAACAACGUCAUCCCAAGCCUUCGAGCCAGCCUACAGCCCGUCUCUUGCACCCCAUGAGCUUGAAUCGGAGGACAGGUUACCUAAUUGGGACCUCAACGUCCAACGCUACGGCGAACAAGGAUGUGAGGUCCCGGAGAGAAUCGAAACGCAGCCUUUUAUCUGCUCUGAUAUAAUCGGAUGUGAUUAUUCAGGUUGCCCAUGGACUGGCAAGUGUCCUUCCGACAAAAGGAAACACGAAGCGAGGCAUCGGAAACUGUUCAAGUGCGAUGAGCCACAUUGCCCCCGAAAAGAGGGGUUCGGGACGAUCAAUGACCUUGCACGUCACAAGAAAUGCGUUCACAAACAGGAUCCGGAACGCGGUCCCAAAAUGCUGUUCAUGUGCUUUGGGCACAACUGUCCGCGCAAAGACAAGAGAUGGCCCCGGCUAGAUAACUUCCGCCAGCACCUGACUAGGAUGCAUCAUGAUGAGGACAUCGAUGAUUUGCUGAAAAGGUCGCAUGAGUGGUAUGAGACGUACAUCAAGCCGCAAGAAAUGACAACUUCCAUUGCCGAACAUCUACCAGAGGUCAAAUAUGCCAUGGAGACCAACCAAGACCCCAAGCUGGAGUGUCCGACGGAGCCCACUCUAGACAGCUUUAGCAUGGUUCCGAACGAACAGGUCUCGCGUUCAUUCGGAAAUUUGAUCCUGGAUUCUACCUAUGACACCGUUGCUGCACCCAACCCCGAACGCUUUCAUGCCUCGCGGCAGUCUAUGUCUGACGCUUCCGAGUCCAUCGAUUUAUCCGCUCCAACAACAGCCAAGACGGAAUCUUCGUCUCAAUAUAGGAAAUCAUCACUGUCUGCCAGUCGAGGAAAUACCCGAAACGACAAGAUGGACGACAUGAUAACUGAGGCGGCUGGAAACAUGAUAAAUGCCAUGACUAAGAUCAUGAAUAGUAAUCAACGAAGGCGAAGCCAACAGGCGGACGUUGCAAGUGAAAUUGGUGAUCAGCACGAGCUAUCCGACCGAAAGCGCGAGGUAUUACAGAAGAUACUAUCGACCGCUUUGGAUCAGCUAUCUAGCCAUGGCGAUCAGGCCAACGCCCAUGCGGCGCCAGUCGACAACACAAACGAGAAGAAAUGGAUCCAGUGUGAGUUCUGCUCGAAACGCACGCGCUUGCGAUGCGAAAUGAAAAAACAUAAGAAGCGGCAUGAACGACCGUAUGGUUGCACCUUUCACAAGUGCAACAAGACUUUUGGCAGCAAAGCUGACUGGAAGCGUCACGAGAACUCGCAACAUUAUCUUCGGCAGAGUUGGCGUUGCACCUUGCAUGAUGUCACGCAAGGGGGGUUGCAAUGCGCUCGCUUGUUCUAUCGGCAAGAGAUAUACAUUCAACACUUGAAAGGGCACCAUCACGCGGGCGACGAUGACGUGCGGGCAGCAAUCCAUAAGAACUGCAUCGGCCAGAGCGAUCAGUCGCAGCUCAACGGCCAAUCGCAGUUCUGGUGUGGUUUCUGCCGAAAUAUUGUUCCCCUCAUGGACCAAGGUCUUGCGGCUUGGAACGAACGUUUCAACCACAUCGAUAGCGAGCAUUUUAAGAAAGGGCAACGAAUUGGGGAUUGGCUUCUCCCCUCCGGACAUGCCACUAAAGAAGGGAUGCGCGAGGAGGAGAAGAGGAAAGCCGUAGCGGACGCAAUCGAGGCUGACGGCGAGCUCGCCGUAGGCGACAAUAGCGACGGCAGUUCCGGAAGCGACUACUAUCAUUCCGACAGCGAUGGCUUGCAAGACGAAGUUGAAGUGACCGGCCACGACAAUAGUCGGGGACUACCUUUUCAGCCAUUCCAGGAUUGUCUUCCGGACAGGUCUUCCGCCGCGCUGUACCGAUCAACAGGGCCGGCAAACUUGCGAAAGCGAAAGCUUCCCAUUCCCCAGCCCACACCGGGUUUCUGUCACGGUCGCAAGGAUCGGAGUUUGAGUAUAGAGAAAAGGUCUAAAACCUAG